Saccharomyces paradoxus is the source of this 2292-nucleotide messenger RNA. RefSeq names its product protein kinase activating protein DPB11 (gene DPB11). The transcript has a single exon. Gene Ontology annotation, biological process: mitotic DNA replication checkpoint signaling; mitotic G2 DNA damage checkpoint signaling; DNA replication initiation. Lineage: Eukaryota; Fungi; Ascomycota; Saccharomycetes; Saccharomycetales; Saccharomycetaceae. The coding region runs from base 1 to 2292 and encodes 763 amino acids. The record is from RefSeq and is a predicted model, not a curated record.
AUGAAACCCUUCCAAGGAAUAACAUUUUGUCCGACUGCAAUAAAUAAUGAAAUCUUAUCUAAAAAAAUAUCAAAGAAAAUUAUCAAGCUUGGUGGCAUAUUUUCAAAAGAUUUGACUAGACAAGUUAAUGUUCUUGUUGUUGGGUCCACCACCAAUACGAACAAAUUCAAAUUCGCGGUGAAGCAUAGAUUCGAUAUCAUAUUUGUUGACAUUCAAGCCAUUGAUGACAUUUACCAGCUCUGGCUGUCUGGAGAAAACAUACUACCAGACCCCAGUAUGUUGAAGAUGACGGGAUCCACUCAUGAGAUGCUGAAGAUACUUUACCAGCGAUUUUCGUAUAAGUAUAUGCAGAAUUUUAACAUCUUCAUUGGCAGAAUAAACGAUACUAAAACAACUUCUAUCGAUUCAUUGGUUAGGAGCAUUAGAAAGUUAGGCUGUUCGAAUUAUAACUAUCAAAAUUUUGUGAUCAAAGAUACCUCUUCACAUAACGACGAUGACCAAGAUCAGAAUGGGCAGAUAUCCAUUUUUGUCACAGAUACGUUAUCAGGAGCAAGAGUUAAUGCUGCUAUCGAUCAAAAUCUACCUAUCGUACAUUUUAAAUGGGUUCUCGAUUGCCAAAGGAGAAACGCGCUGUUGCCGUAUGACCCCUACUAUCUUUUACCAAAGAUUAAAGACUUGCCCUUUGAUUCAAUCGGAUCAAACUCCUGCGAUUGCUGGGAUAAAAUAAAUACUACCUUUCCAACGAAUAUCGAUGUUCAAUCCUUCCUGCUGCCACAACAAUCUUCCAGUACGCUAACUCCUUCGCUCCCGAAAACUUCCUUUCUUUUGAAUAAAUUUAAACCAAAGGGUGAAAAGAUAUGGGACAAGGCAAUGUCUCUACAGCAGCAUAGUAAGACAAAUUUCUCUGUACUGGGACAGUCAUCAUUAUCAAUAAAUAAUAAUCAGGAAGAUUUGAACGAUAAGGUUACUUUGAUUUUUAAUAAUUGCACAUUUGUCAUUCAUCAUAAUUUUCCUGCCAAUCACCGUUCAAUACUAACCAAAAUCAUCGUUCAAAAUGGAGGAAAAAUUGAAGCAUCUUACUUGGGUGGUGUGUACGAACAUUCUUAUUAUAUCAUUCCAAGCGAUAAAGCUCUUGACUCCUUUAAUGAUUUACCUGACUUUAUAGAUGAUAACGACGGCUUAGUCACAGAAUUUUUUAUUGAACGCUGCUUGUAUUAUCAAAAACUACUACAUCCAAUAGAUUCGUGGUCGAAACCUUUUCUCAGCACAACAGAUUUUCAAGUUUCGUCUUCUUCAAAAUUACUGCAUCACGACAUUUCUCCUUCACCUUUUCUAAAUGUUACCAUUACUGGAUUCUCUGGUGUAGAGCUGUUACAUUUGACUAAAAUUUUAAGUCUUUUGAAACCAAUGGGUAUUAAUUAUGUAGAAUACCUUAAUAAAUCGACUGAUAUCCUGCUAAUCAACUUAGCAGCUUUACCUAGUAUCCCGAAAACCCACCCGUUAUGGUCUAAUGAAUUUACUGAUCUUUUUACUCAGUUUUACAAUAAUAACACUAAUGAUGACCUUGAUAAUAAUAACAAGAAAGAUUUUCAGAAUAAUCCGAUCUUGAGAAACUCAAUGAAAAGAAAGAUCGAAUAUAUCAAAAAAUUCCACUCCAUACCGGUGGUUACACCAGCAUUUAUUUUUAAAUUAUUAUCCGCUGCAUCUGGAGAAAAUAAUGAAAUUUUUCUAAAUAAUAUCAAGUGGUGUAUUAUUUGCCCAAGAGGACACAAGGACGAUUUCAAAUGUAAAAUAAAAAAAUCACAUCAUAUCAGCUUUAGUUCAGAAAAAAAAUACCAAAAUAAUGACCCAAAAAUCGACAAAACUAUUCUUUUGAAGAGAAAUAACUCCUCACUAUCAGAACACUCUAUAAAAGAUACGAAAAACGAGUUAUUGCAAAAAAUCAGAGAAACUGAUUCUGAAAGGAAAAAGCGUAGUGUUUCAUCGACCGUCGUGGAUAUUUCUCCAGAAGCUCAGAUGUCGGAUCCGAAGAGGAUCAGGUUGGAAUCACUGCCAAAGAAUUUCGUUCCCAAACAAAUUAAGCGAACAACGAGUUGGGGGACAAUAAUGUCAGAAAAUGUGCCUACAGAUCAGCCAACUGCAAAUCCUAAACCAGAAGAGAUGCCAAUAACCGAGGAGCCUUCUCAUACUCAAGUUACCUAUGGCUCCAUUAAAGAUAAGAAACGCGCUGCUUCUUUGGAAAAACCUAUAAGACGGCAUACGAGAAAUCAGACGAAGGAAUUAGAUCCUUGA